AUGGUCACCGUGAGGUCAAUCAUAGCACUUAUUGCUUCAAAACGGUGGAACCUGUUCCAACUGGAUGUAUACAGUGCCUUCUUGCAAGGAAGCAGUGCAAGCUUGAUUAAACAUGACAAGGAUAUCAUACACCAGGAGUUCAAAGUCAAGGACUUAGGAGAACUUAAGUACUUCUUGGGAAUUGAAGUACUAAGAUCCAAGGCUAGCAUUUUGUUGAACCAAAGGAAGUAUGUACUGCAGCUCAUCUCAGAGAUGGGGUUAAGUAGGGCUAAGCCUGCUUGCACACCCUUGGAGGCUAAAGCAGUAUGUCCCAACACAAGAAGGUCAGUUACUGGUUAUGUGAUAAAGUUUGGGAGUUCCUCGGUGUCUUGGAAAUCAAAGAAACAUAAAAUUGUGUUAAGGAGCUUAGCUGAAGCUGAGCAUAGAAGCAUGGCUGCUGCAACUGCUAAGAUCAUAUGGUUACUUGGUUUGUUUAAAGAGUUGGGUGUGAAGAUUACACAACCAGUGACAAUCCUUAGUGAUAGUAAGUCUACUAUUCAGAUUGUAGCAAAUCCCAUACUACAUAAACAGACAAAACACAUAGAAAUCCAUUGCCAUUUCAUUAGAGACAAGAUCAAAGAAGGGGUAGUUCAAGCAAUACAUGUGAAUACAAAGGAGCAACAGGCUGAUUUGCUAACCAAAGGCUUAGGAACUGCUCAACAUGUGCAUCUACUCGACAAGCUUGGAGUGCUUAACAUUCUAUACCCUCCAGCUUGA
Molecule: messenger RNA, 756 nt
Organism: Nicotiana tabacum (common tobacco)
Lineage: Eukaryota; Viridiplantae; Streptophyta; Magnoliopsida; Solanales; Solanaceae
Source: RefSeq, a predicted model, not a curated record